This is a messenger RNA of Pistacia vera, 931 nucleotides long. Its product is annotated as protein NDL2-like. The coding region runs from base 1 to 624 and encodes 207 amino acids. Lineage: Eukaryota; Viridiplantae; Streptophyta; Magnoliopsida; Sapindales; Anacardiaceae. The record is from RefSeq and is a predicted model, not a curated record. The transcript has 6 exons.
AUGGAUGUGUUCCUUUCCUAUUCAAAGACAAAUUAUAGCUCCCAUUCUUCACCUUCAAUGCAAAGAGCCUUCUUGGACAGAAUGGUGAUGUCAAACUUACUCUGCUUCUAUGGCAUGUGUGGAGUGGCGAAGGAGUUAUUGCUAAAGCGAUAUUUCAGCAAGGAAGUUCGGGGUAGUGCCCUAGUACCUGAAUCUGAUAUAGUUCAGGAAUGCAGAAGACUGCUGGAUGAAAGGCAGACUGCAAAUGUCUGGCACUUUCUUGAAGCAAUUAAUAGGAGACAAGACCUUAGUGAAAGGUUGAGGAAACUACAAUGCCGCUCUCUAAUAUUUGUUGGGGAGAACUCUCCAUUCCAUUCGGAGGCCGUUCACAUGACUUCAAAAAUAGAUAGAAGAUAUAGUGCCUUGGUUGAGGUUCAGGCAUGUGGGUCAAUGGUAACAGAGGAGCAGCCUCAUGCUAUGUUGAUACCAAUGGAGUAUUUUCUCAUGGGAUAUGGAUUAUACAGGCCGACGCUAAGUGUAAGCCCUAGAAGCCCGUUGAGUCCGUGUUGCAUCUCUCCAGAGCUUCUCUCACCAGAAAGCAUGGGCCUGAAGUUAAAACCAAUAAAAACUCGACUUUCUACAUGAAUCUGAAAGAAGAUGAAAUCGAGCAAGGUUCCGUUUUUGUGAUAAGUUUUUUGAAGGUGUUUGUAGUAUCUUUUGAUUGGUGGGGUUGAUAAAAUAGUAAAUUAAUAGGAGCUUUGUAGAUAGAGAAAAAAGGAGGAAAGAUACUAGGAACAUAUUAAAUAGAAAUCAGAUAUCAUUCUUUUAUAUGUAUCCAUAAAGGCUAGUAGUGAAUGGCCUGAGUCAUCUGUAAAUCCUCAUGAAUAAUUUUCCAGCGACAAGAUAAUAAAAGAUAAUAUAAAGACGUGCACGAUGAGCUUCUUGUGAUUUA